Molecule: messenger RNA, 9479 nt
Organism: Diorhabda carinulata
Lineage: Eukaryota; Metazoa; Arthropoda; Insecta; Coleoptera; Chrysomelidae
Product: endothelin-converting enzyme homolog
Exons: 13
Coding region: 245-2602 (785 amino acids)
Biological process (GO): protein processing
Cellular component (GO): plasma membrane
Molecular function (GO): metalloendopeptidase activity
Source: RefSeq, a predicted model, not a curated record
ACAUGCCAGUCACAAUUCAUUACUUCGAGAAAUCUAAAUAAAAUCGACAUCUGGUACACCAAAUGUUCAGUUUCAAUGAAAUGUUAUUAUAUACACAUCGUAGUGUGUAGAUAUUUAUAAAAAAAAUUCCACACAGUGAUUCUACUUAUUCGCCAUCGCUGUAUCUAUUUACUGUGAUAAGAUAAACGAGAUAACGUUAUACGUUUCAACACUAGUGUUCAUUUUUUUUAUUCUACAGACGAAAAUGAGUUUCUUUAGAAGGCUAGGGAAAAAUGAAGAUACUAUGACGAGAUACACCAAUGCAGAUUUUGCAGAUGAUGAUAGUGUAAAUAGCGUUCAACUAAACGAAGGUAUUAGUAGCAGCACGACCCAUAUUCGUUACCAUGCCGGUAGUACGAUUUGGAAAUUAAGAUCCCCAUUAGAAAAAGUUUUAUUAAUUCUAGUUGGAAUAUUGCUUUUUACUAUAUUUAUAUUAGCUAUUAUUUUACAUAUAACUGAGCACAAAUUAGAAAAUACUAAGGUAAUUCCGACUGAUACACCUGGACCUUGCUUGAACAAAUCAUGCAUUCAUAUAUCUAAUAAUAUCCUAGAGGCAAUGGAUACUUCGAUAGAUCCAUGCGAUGAUUUCUAUUCGUAUUCUUGUAAAGGAUGGGUGCAAGCAAAUCCCAUACCAGACGCUAAAAGUACCUGGGGUACAUUUAUGAAAUUAGAACAACAAAAUCAACUUAUUAUCAAAAGAGUACUCGAACAAUCGAUGGAUACGUUAAAAUCAAAGGCUGAGCAAAAAGCGAAAAUGUAUUACGAAUCAUGUUUGGAUGUGAAUGAGACUAUGGAAAGUUUAGGAGCUACACCCAUGAUUGAAUUGUUGAAAAAAUUAGGUGGAUGGAAUAUUACGGAUAGCGGAUUCGAUAUAAACACUUGGACUCUACAGAAUAUCACGCAAAUUAUACAAAAUAAAUAUAACAUAGGAGGUCUAUUUUCAUACGCAGUUGGAGAGGACGAUAGGAAUUCUACUAGACACGUUUUACAAAUAGAUCAAAGUGGAUUAACUUUGCCUACGAGAGAAAAUUACUUAAACAAAACUAAAGAACACGUCAAAGUCCUCAAUGCAUACUUAGAAUACAUGACCAAGGUUGGGAUUUUAUUGGGAGGUAACCCAAAUACAACAAGAAAACAAAUGCAAGCGAUAAUAGACUUUGAAACAAAAUUAGCAAAUAUCACCACCCCCAACGAAUUACGUAGAGACGAAGAAAAAUUAUAUCAUUUGAUGAAAAUAGGAGAUUUACAACUAAAAGCACCAUUUAUAGAUUGGAGAAGGUUUUUCGAAGACGCUAUGAGAAUAGUGAGCAAAAAAAUUACUAAUAAAGAAGAAGUUGUAGUUUAUGCACCGGAAUAUUUAGGAAACCUAACCCAACUUAUAAAAGAAUAUAACAAAACUACAGAAGGUAAAAUUGUACUGAACAAUUACAUGGUGUGGCAAACGGUGAGAGUGUUUACAGUGUGUCUUUCUAAAGCAUUUAGAGACGCUUAUAAAGGAUUAAGAACUGCGUUAAUGGGAACCGAAGGAGGCGAAGAACCACAAUGGAGAUAUUGCAUACAAGAUACCAAUUCAGUAUUAGGAUUUGCUAUUGGAGCGAUUUUUGUGCGAGAAGUUUUUGAUCAAAACUCGAAAAUGCAAGCCGAAGAAAUGAUCAAUAACGUCAGGAAUGCUUUCAAAACGAAUUUCAAAAAUUUAAACUGGAUGGAUGAAGAAACAAGAAAAGUAGCUAUCGAUAAAGCUGAUGCUAUCUCAGAUAUGAUAGGUUAUCCUGAAUUCGUGAAAGAUGUACGUUUAUUGGACGAAAGAUUCGAAAAAUUAACCAUCAGACCGAACGCUUAUUUCGAAAACAACAUUCAAAUCAGUUUUUUUAACCUAAAAAAAAAUUUGGAAAAGAUCAACGAACCAGUUAAUAAAACUACUUGGAGUAUGCCUCCGUCGACGGUGAACGCUUAUUACACUCCAACAAAAAACCAAAUGGUCUUCCCAGCUGGUAUUUUACAAAGUCCUUUUUACGAUUCAUCUUUUCCACCGAGUUUGAAUUACGGAGGAAUGGGUGUCGUUAUGGGGCAUGAAUUGACCCACGGUUUCGACGAUCAAGGUAGACAAUUUGACAAAUAUGGGAAUUUGAAUCAUUGGUGGAAGAAUAAAACCAUAGAAAAAUUUAAACAAAGAACUAAAUGUGUUGUCGAGCAAUACGAUAAAUACACAAUCAACGGUAAAAAUAUCAACGGAAACCAAACUUUAGGUGAAAAUAUAGCAGAUAACGGAGGUUUGAAAGCAGCUUAUCACGCUUACUUACAAUUUAUGAAGCACCGACCAGAACCACCACGACUUCCUGGUAUUCCUUUGAACCAUAGACAAUUAUUUUUCGUUGCGUUUGCUCAGGUGUGGUGCUCAACGGUAACCAAAGAGGCGACGGCGUUGCAAAUAGAAAAAGAUUCGCACUCCCCCGCCCCUUUCAGAGUGAUAGGUGCUCUGAGCAAUCUCAAAGAAUUCAGCGACGAAUUCCAUUGCAAACCGGGAUCGAAAAUGAAUCCGGUAAAAAAAUGUGAAGUUUGGUAAUUUGUUUUUUAAUAGGAAAUCGAUUGCAUUGAAAGUGCAAGUGAAUCGAAAGGCUUUAUUUAACUGUAACAAGUACAUCGUCUUCUAUUUUCACCUAGAACUCGAAGUAAUCCAUUUUGUUGCAAAAUUAUCUUUUCUCGAGUUCAUUUAAAUAAUUUUUUAUUGAACGAAUAUCUGAGAAAACUCUAUUUAUAACAAUUAUUUAAAUGGUAUGUUUCGUUUGCAUCUACGUCCGUAUGUUAUUUAUUGAACAGAUGAAAUGGAAAAUAGAAAAGAUUUAGAAACAGAACGAGUUCAAAAAUUCGUAAACUCAAAAUUAUCCUUAAUUUGAAAUAAUCAAAAUCUUUCUUUUGAUCACCAGUUCAGUUGAGGAAGCUUUUUUCGCUUGAACAAAUUGAAGAACUAUUUAAGACCGAUUUUACCUCAAAAGUACAUAAUUAUAUAUAUACAUAAUAUACCUUUAAAGGAUUCUUUGCAAUUAAAAUAAUUUAUAACUUCAAUUUUCAAAUUAACAAGUUUUAUCGAUAAAAAAUAUAAUUCAAAUAAUCAGUUAGUUGAGGUGGUGAUCGACGAAUAGCUUAGCAAAUCUGUAAACCCGCCAUUGCACUACACCUUCAGUCUCUGAAGACGAUAACUUGGUUAUCGAAACGUGCGUAACAAGCUAUGAGAAUGAACUAGUUCAAAUCUUAUUAAUGCCGGUGGCAUCAUCGCUUUCUAAUUGUUUCAAUUUGUUCUUCGUUAUUUUGGUGCCUUCAUUUGUGCUUGUACUAUUUUUAUAAAUACAGUUUCAACUCUAUGUAACGACUCUGAAGAGACUGUACAUUUAAUGAUUUCAUAGAGUUGUCAGUAAAUAAAAAGAAGCAAAAUCAGAAUUAGAAAAAGCAAAAGUUCAUUCCAGACUAAUUAAUAGCUUUGAAGGUACAUAAAAAACAAUCUUAUUUGAAGGCUAUUGCAUAUUGUUUGACGUCUAUUGCUGCAGCAGUAAUUUUACCCUUUUUUUUUUACUUAUUUCAUUUAUAUUUAUGAUUUUUAAUUCUUCCAGAGCUUCAUUGAUACUCGACUCAACCGUCUUUAUCUCCUUGUUCUUAAUCUUCUGUUUUCCUAACUGAUUGUAACAUUUUCGUGAGCGAAUCUAUUGUAAACAAGCAGUCUUCUAUUUCAAAGUAGUUUUGAAUAUUUCUUAUGAAAAUUCCUGCCGUUUUGAAUCUACUCAGUUAAUGAGAGGUCUCAAUUGUCACAAUGUACUAUGUCAGAUUCUUAUUCUGAAUCCCCAGAUUCAAUUUUAUGAAAACUGUCUUCACUUUCUGCAUCGUUUAUGUCCGAAUCUGUUUCGUGAACUGUUGUUGUCCUCUCGUCAGUUAUCGGUUCAUCUUCAAUGCCAUUCAAGGAAUCUAAUACAUAUCUUGCGACAUUGAGUCAUCUUGGUGACAAAGGAACUACUUUUACAAUAAUUUACCUCAUUCCAGAGGUUCUUAAAUUCCCAUACUCAACCGUUGAAUCUUCUUUAUCUCCAUGUUCUUAAUCUUCUGUUUUCCUAUCUGAAUUUAACAUUUCCAUGAGCGAAUCUAUUGUAAACAAGCAGUCUUCUAUUUCAAAGUAGUUUUGAAUAUUUCUUAUGAAAAUUCCUACCGUUUUGAAUCUACUCAGUUAAUGAGAGGUCUCAAUUGUCACAAUGUACUAUGUCAGAUUCUUAUUCUGAAUCCCCAGAUUCAAUUUUAUGAAAACUGUCUUCACUUUCUGCAUCGUUUAUGUCCGAAUCUGUUUCGUGAACUGUUGUUGUCCUCUCGUCAGUUAUCGGUUCAUCUUCAAUGCCAUUCAAGGAAUCUAAUACAUAUCUUGCGACAUUGAGUCAUCUUGGUGACAAAGGAACUACUUUUACAAUAAUUUACCUCAUUCCAGAGGUUCUUAAAUUCCCAUACUCAACCGUUGAAUCUUCUUUAUCUCCUUGUUCUUAAUCUUCUGUUUUCCUAUCUGAAUUUAACAUUUCCAUAAGCGAAUCUAUUGUAAACAAGCAGUCUUCUACUUCAAAGUAGUUUUGAAUAUUUCUUAUGAAAAUUCCUGCCGUUUUGAAUCUACUCAGUUAAUGAGAGGUCUCAAUUGUCACAAUGUACUAUGUCAGAUUCUUAUUCUGAAUCCCCAGAUUCAAUUUUAUGAAAACUGUCUUCACUUUCUGCAUCGUUUAUGUCCGAAUCUGUUUCGUGAACUGUUGUUGUCCUCUCGUCAGUUAUCGGUUCAUCUUCAAUGCCAUUCAAGGAAUCUAAUACAUAUCUUGCGACAUUGAGUCAUCUUGGUGACAAAGGAACUACUUUUACAAUAAUUUACCUCAUUCCAGAGGUUCUUAAAUUCCCAUACUCAACCGUUGAAUCUUCUUUAUCUCCAUGUUCUUAAUCUUCUGUUUUCCUAUCUGAAUUUAACAUUUCCAUGAGCGAAUCUAUUGUAAACAAGCAGUCUUCUAUUUCAAAGUAGUUUUGAAUAUUUCUUAUGAAAAUUCCUGCCGUUUUGAAUCUACUCAGUUAAUGAGAGGUCUCAAUUGUCACAAUGUACUAUGUCAGAUUCUUAUUCUGAAUCCCCAGAUUCAAUUUUAUGAAAACUGUCUUCACUUUCUGCAUCGUUUAUGUCCGAAUCUGUUUCGUGAACUGUUGUUGUCCUCUCGUCAGUUAUCGGUUCAUCUUCAAUGCCAUUCAAGGAAUCUAAUACAUAUCUUGCGACAUUGAGUCAUCUUGGUGACAAAGGAACUACUUUUACAAUAAUUUACCUCAUUCCAGAGGUUCUUAAAUUCCCAUACUCAACCGUUGAAUCUUCUUUAUCUCCUUGUUCUUAAUCUUCUGUUUUCCUAUCUGAAUUUAACAUUUCCAUGAGCGAAUCUAUUGUAAACAAGCAGUCUUCUACUUCAAAGUAGUUUUGAAGAUUUCUUAUGAAAAUUCCUGCCGUUUUGAAUCUACUCAGUUAAUGAGAGGUCUCAAUUGUCACAAUGUCCCAUGUCAUUUUCGAAAAUUUACAAAACAACUUAUCGUUUUGGUCAAUUCUAUUCCAGAAUGCUAACAGAUAUUGUCAGUUAAGAGAAUCGACAUCAAUCUUCUUCAUCUGAAUUCUAUUCUUAAUUACCAGAUUCGGUUUUGUGAAGAUUGAGACAACUGGAGUCCGUUGUUGAGGAGGCUAAGGCCCACACGGGGCUUCAUUGACGCAUAGUUAACUACAUACCAUACCGACUUGUUACGUUGUUCUUCAAACAUUUUGAAUAUGUGUUCCUUUUUUCACGUAUUGUAGAACAAUAGUCACUUCUGAUUUAUUUAUUCUAACAUUCGAGUUUUUGAAAAGAUUCAAUUUGUUAUGGAGCUUCUACUUCAUUCCAUAAAUUCAAUAAAUCCUCGGAUUGUGUGCUAAAUCGUCCUCUAUCUAUCUACACUUUAAAUUAAAUCAAAUUUUAGUAAAUUUAUGGUGAUUUUAUUGUUUAUAUGCGCUGAUAAGUUUUUCUUUGAUAUUUUUAUUGCGUGUUCACAAAUAUCCCGGUUAUCUUUCUGGAUUUCUGGAUCUUUGGUAUGAAUUUGAAGGAGAAAUGUAUCGGAAUUGAAAGGUGUCACAAAUGAAAUUCUAGACAACGAUGCGUUCUUUAUUUUUCAACUAUUAUUACGAAAUGUUUCUUAUAAACUGAAAUAGGUAAAUAAAAAAUAAAUUUCUAGUCUAUGUUAAAUUUAACAUUGGCUUUGAUUUUUUCUAUUUACACGUAUAAAAAGUACCUGUUAUAAUAUAGGGAUGUAGAUUCAUGAUUACUAGUUACACAUUACUUUAAUAUUUUGUAUAUAUACUUCCAAAAGCGACCAAAUUCAAAUAUUUUCCAAGUAGAAUACCGAAAUUCAUACACAGAGUGUAUAUAUGAAGAAAUUUUUAUAAAAUUUCGUUAAUUUAAUACAUGCUUUUGAAUAUUUACUGUAUAUUUUACACUCUAUUUAUGAAUUUAUUGUAACUUUUUUAUUACAUAUUUUACAUCUAGUUUGGUUAUAAGGUAUAGUAGAAAUAUCGUUCAUAGAAUAUGUCUUAAUCAUACCAACAUUUUUCACUAAUAGAUCAGGAUCGAUAAUUUUCGAAAUCAAAAAAAUAUAAUAGAAGGAUGAAAUUCAUUGCAAAAGAAGAAAAAUAUGAUAAAAAUAAAAGGAAAAAUGAAUUUCACGCGAUCUGAAAUCGGGUUGGGAAAGGGGGUGAGUUUUUAAAGGUACAAAACAGUUUAUCUCGAUUUCCGGGAAAAUUGCGAGUCCUACGGAAAAAAAUUUAAUGACAAAGUUGUAGUUAAUAAAAAGAUCUACAACUUUUGUAUUUUGAGUUUUUUCAAAUAAUCUCAAAAUCAAAGAAAAAAAUUCAAAAAACCAAGUCUUUGGUUUUUUAUUUUUUUCUUUUACAAAAAACUUUUUUCCCGAAAUUUUGUGAAAAGUUAUCUUUUUAUGUCCCAUAUACAUUGUAAUUUAUUUGAUUGGAAAUAUUUUAUUUUUCACUUUAUUUUGUCAUAAUAUAUAAAAAGCACCCAAAUUUUUGAACGAAAAUUCUUCCGUCAAAAUAAAAAUUCAUUGUGACUUUGGUUUGAUGAAAUCUCUAUUUUUUUAUGGUGUAAAAAAUAUUACCAUGACCAUGGUAAAUUUUCUCAGAAAAAGCAAAAAAAAAGACGAAAAAACCUUGCAUCCCAAUAUUUUUUCAUUACGUACAAUUUUUAGUUACUUAUUAAAUGUUUCAAUUCUAAUUAUAUAAAAAAUUUGAGAUUCCGAACAUAAGUGAUUAAGAAUCAAAAAUUUUAUUAUAAUAUCUAAAAAUUGUACAUAAUGAUUAAAAAAAAAUUUCGAAUGGAAAUUUCUUCGUCUUAUUUUUGCCUUUUCUAUGAAAGUUUACCAUGGUGACGGUAAUAUUUUUUUACACCAUCAGGAAAUAGAGAUUUCAUCGAACUAAAGUCACAAUGAUUUUUUAUUUUGACGGGAGAAUUUUCGUUCAAAAAUUAGGGUGCUUUUUCGAUAAUUUGACAAAAUAAAUAUUUCGAAUCAAAUAAAUUACAGUGUAUAUGGGACAUACAAAGGUAACUUCGUUUCGUGAAAAAAAAUGUUUUUUGUAAAAGAAAAAACAAAAAACUCGGUUUUUUGAAUUUUUCAUUUUAAUUUUGAGGUUAUGAGAAAAAACUGAGAAUACAAAAGUUGUAGAUCUUUUUACUAACUACAACUUUGUCAUUCCUUUUCCAUUGGACUCUACUUUUUUCGGAAAUCAAGAUAAAUCGUUGUUUACCAUUAAAAACUAACCCCCUUCAAUUUUCCAACCUCAGAUCGCCCGUAAAUUAUUUUUCCCUUCAUUUUUAUUAUAUUCUUAUCCUUUUCCAAUAGGUUUCAUCCUACUAUUUUUUUUUUUCAAUUUUUAUUAUUUUUAAAGGCUUCUACCCUGGUCUAUAAUUGUUUUUUAAAGAAUUAUUGGAGACGUUUAUUGGCUUUACUAUAUAAAACACACUGUAAGUGUGAUGUUGUUAAUAACUGAUGGGAAAUACUUUUGCCUGGCUAGGAUUUCGAAAGUUUCUUGCUAUUUUGACUGUUUUUCUACUAAUUUUAUUAACAGUCAUUCACCAUCAAGUUUAAAGAAGGUGGAAAAAUCUGAUGAAUAUACAGGGUUAACAAUUCGUAACUUUUAUAGGGAGAACCUGUACAAUCUAAAGAUAGCAAAUAUGGUUUUUUAAUAGUUUUUUUUUUAACUCGAUAAAAUUUACGAUUUUUAAUUAAUUGAGCUGGAUACUGUCGAACAUCGCGUUACUUACAUGAGGAAAAAAUUAGAACGUAGAAAAAUUUUGUUGCUUAAUCUACAACUUAUUAAAUAAAAAGGUACGUGAAAGGGGUAAGGAAGUAAAAAGAAUCCUAUUAAUAAUUGUCAUUGAUGCGUUAAAUUAUAGUUAAAUUUUACGUACGCUAGUUGUGGGAUCAGCAUCAACUAGCUCUAAAGCAUAUUUUGAUCUGAAAUUGAUGUUCAUAUAGUAAGUUGUUGACCUUCGCCACCUUUUUUUGGUAGGACACUUUCUAAAAUAUCAUUUUAUAAAAAAUAAUGUCAAUAAAUGUCUAUAUAUGACGAACGGUUUCCUUGGAAUGUACAACAAUCUAAAAGUCUAAAUAUAUUCUAAACCAUAAAUUUUAUCGAGUCAAACAAGUAGUAUCUCUAAUUAAAACAAAACGAUUAAAAAAAUCUUUUUUGCUAUUUUUAGAUUGUACAGAUUGUCCCUGUAAAAAAUACGGUUUAAUAACCAUUGGGCAUGAACCGCCUCUGCCCUUCAGAUAGUAGUGUACAAUUAUUUAUUCCGUAAAACACACUAAAUAGACAAAAGUAAUCAUCCAUUAAAAAUUCAUAAUUUUCUAAUGCAUAAUUUAGAAAUAUACUUAAAUGUAAGUUCUGGGAAACGUAUAAAAAAAUUUUUAUGUCACGGCAUUAUUUUCACGUCAUCCACUCACUCCAGAAGUUUUUGCAUCAAGUCCUUGAACACACCUAUAUCAAUAAUUUUUAUGUUUAUAAAUCGUCUUCAUUUUAGGUCUGUUCUGAUUUAAUUUGGCAUAAAAUUUUUGAAUAUGUAUAUGUAUACAGUUUGUCCCUUCUGUAACUGAAAUUGAUGAAACAUUCUCAAACACUGAUUAGGCCUAAGGUUAAUUUCUUUAUGCAGGGACAUUCUGUAUAAUAAAUGUCUCAUUGUCUCCGUAAUCCUUCCGAUUUUUAUUUUUUAUUAAAUAUUGUUGAAUCAUGUAUAUGGAACAAUCUCAUAUCAGCUGUUACCUAAUCCUUCUUAUUUUUUGGGUUAUUAAAAAGGAAGAAGAAUAUUUGUGUAAAACUGUGUAUAUUUUUUACUGUGAUAAAAUACAUGUAAAUAUUUAGAAUA